Penicillium cataractarum is the source of this 2163-nucleotide messenger RNA. RefSeq names its product phosphate-sensing transcription factor PHO4. The transcript is spliced from 3 exons. Gene Ontology annotation, molecular function: protein dimerization activity. NCBI's taxonomy places the organism in Eukaryota, Fungi, Ascomycota, Eurotiomycetes, Eurotiales, Aspergillaceae. The record is from RefSeq and is a predicted model, not a curated record. Bases 1 to 2163 code for a protein of 720 amino acids.
AUGGAUCAUCAACCGGCCAUGACUUGGCCGGAGCAGAUCCACGAGAAUCAGCUUAUCACGGCCCCCGGCGAAGAUGAAUUCUCCAACUUCCUCGAGUUCAAUAUGCAAUUUACCGACCUCGACGGGCACGGACCAGCACAGCAGCAGUUGCAGGACCAGCAACAUUCCAUAGUGCCUCCUACUACGACAGGCCCCGACCAGUCCAUGGCUUCAGAUCCCCGGUCGCAUCAGUUCACAAGCCCAAUGGAAGGUCUCGCAAUGGACUUUAACGGCCACGGCGCCAUGCAGGCCUCUAUGCAAUCCCAGCCGGGUCCUAUCCCGUACUCCACGCCCACCAUGACUCCCGGUUUCUGCGCCCAGGACACAUCGCAUCAACAGCAGCACGCAAUGUCGCAACAGGGUCCCUCGGCUCAACAUUAUCUGCAACAAGGCCAACAGAUGAUUCCUCCCACUCCCAACAGUAUGGAGCUGCACGGCAAUGCUCCCCGGUACCCGCAGCGCGUGGAUGACCACUCUGAUAUGUACGAUCGCUACUCGCGCAUCAACGAGGAACAGGCCUUGUACACUCCCCUGGUGUCCCCCGCCAUGACUCCCUUGGAAAACCAAUUCCGACUCCCUGAAUACACCAUCCCCGGCGAAUACUUCACUCCUCUGACGUCGCCCGCGCUGGAAGCGCAAAAUGCUCACACCUCUAGUAAUGGCUACCAAUUCCAUGCGCGCCAGGUCUCGGAUGUGGGCUUCGUCCCCACUACUGCGGAGGUCAACCCUCUUCCCGGAACAUCUGCUCCACCUUCUCCCAGCAUCAUCCGCAAGACCCGCCGGCGACCUUCAGCUGCUUCCUCUCGACUUGCCGGGCGCGCGACUAAAGCCCGCCAGUCUCCUCAUAUCCGUGCACAGACGACGCAGACGCAGCGCACUCGGGGCAAACAACAUGCACCCAGCUCGGAGGAUCUCUACAAUCGCAUGGCCCAGGAGCUGAACAAACCGCCAAACCAUGAUGUGCGCUCCCUCCAGGAAAGUAGUAACGAGGGAUCUGGUCAGGACUCCGUCUCCCCCGAACCCUUGCCCGACUCAUUGAUGCCACCACCCGCCGUUCCUCCACCUCGCAAGUCCCCCGCCAUUCUCCCCCACCAGUCCUCUCAGCAAUUGCCGGGCACGGCAGCCACGCCGGCUACGCUCAUGCGCAUUCAGCGAUCUCAACAUACGCAAGAGCCUUCGGAUCAGUUAAUGGGUCAGGCCCAGUUGGAGAUUCCAGACGAGAUGAUGGAGGAUAUUUCUCUCCCAGAGGCAGCCCAGCCAGCUCUGCAGCCACGCCCUAAGAUUAACCGGAUCGAUACGAGUGCACACAGCACUGCCAGCCCAGUCAUCUCAGCCCAUGGGACCCCAUUGAUCGAGCCCCGAUCUACCCCGGCGGCCGACCGUACACCCAUGUCGAUUGCACCCAGUCCACGCACCAUGGCGAUGCCCUCACCGAGUGGGCCGGUGCCCAAGAGGUCUGAUCCAUCUCGGGCGUCGAUAUCUAGUCGGAAGCGACCUAGUGUCAGCUCCACACAUGCCAGCCCGCUGUUGCGUCCGAAGAUUAGUCCAAGCAUUCAACCUUUGAUGCGAGGUAGUGACAGUUUGUCUCAAGACGCGCUCUACCUAGCUUCCAAGUCCAACUAUCAGCACAUUCUGGACGGCACUCUGCCCUCAGGAGUCUCCUACCCUGAGACACUCGCUGAGAAUCUGAGCUCCAAGCGAACCAACCACAAGCUUGCAGAGCAGGGACGCCGGAAUCGCAUUAACAAUGCUCUGAAGGAGAUCGAGUCUCUCAUUCCACCCGAGUUUAUUCAGAUUCGACAAGCUAAAGAGGCUGCUGCAUCCGGUGCCAAGCCAGGCGACAAGGAGAAGGAGAAGCCGGCGAACCAGGCCAUUAGCAAGGCCAGCGCUGUGGAGAUGGCUAUUGACUACAUCAAGGCCUUGAAAAAGACCCUCGACGAGACUGCAUCAAAAUUGGCCGAUGCCGAGGCCAAGCUUGCCGGUGUUAAUCUCAACGACACGCCGACCAGCUCCUCACCUACAGGUGCGGUGGCCGACAAAACGUCACCCACGACCACCGACACUGCCACCACUAUCACCACCAAUGGCACGGGUCCAGACUCCUCAAACAAGAGUCCAUCAUGA